This is a messenger RNA of Giardia duodenalis, 936 nucleotides long. RefSeq lists its product as uncharacterized. The record is from RefSeq and is a predicted model, not a curated record. The transcript has a single exon. The coding region runs from base 1 to 936 and encodes 311 amino acids. Lineage: Eukaryota; Fornicata; Diplomonadida; Hexamitidae.
AUGGACGAUACCACACCAGACGUCCUUUUAGACAAGGCUGCAGAAUACAUUGAGAAACUCACUGAUCAAGUGUCACAACAGAAAGGCGAGAUAGAACGUCUAGAGCUGGUUGUAAGGGAGCAGAGCAUUCUGAUGGACAGCAUGGCUACACAGCUAAAGGAUAAUGAGAUUGCAGAAUCCAUGGAUGAAGGCACCUUCUCUAACCAGCAACAAAAGAUUUCCGAUUUGGAAACGGCAAUAGAGGUGAUGACGCUGGAUUUGGAGUCUCGCUCAAACAGUAUUGUUGCUUUGUUCUCCCAGGUAAGUCAUUUAAAUGCCUUCAUAACCAAGCUCCUCAACGCGUGUCUUACUGACCUGAACUCCGUGCAAAUCAUCGAGGACCUCCGACAGUUGUCUGUCAAGGCCAACCAACUCGAGGUGUCUAUCUUAGAGAUGGGACUGCCCUUAUCUGAGUGUACAGGACCAGCGAGCCAGGACCCUGCUGUCAGUGAGUCGGCUAUCCAUAUUCCUCUCAAGUCGGAGUGUACGCAAUCUCGCCCAAGCUCAGAGAAGGGUAGGCCAGAGGAUGACGAGCUAGAGUAUUACAAGAGGCGCUGUGCUGCGUUAGAGCACCAGGUGGAAACCCUGAGAGAGGCUUUACUCAGUCAGGAGGAGCUGUCUCGUCGCAUUGUAACAACAGCUCCUUCAAAUCAACGAUCAGCAUCUGUAUCAAUAAAAGGAGACGCCCUAUCGCCUUCAUUUCGUCAACUAGCGCUUCUUGAGAUGCUGCAGCUUGUCAACAAAGAACUUAGUAAAAGUCCCAAGGUCCACCUCAAUACUGCAUUCGAUCCCGAACUGUCUACAUCCCUGAAAUCAGUGGCACUGGGAACCCCUGCAACAGCUCAGCAGCUUCAUCACUUUCCCGAGACGUUUAUGUGCCUCAUGAGUGGAGUGUGA